This is a messenger RNA of Clonostachys rhizophaga, 2118 nucleotides long. NCBI's taxonomy places the organism in Eukaryota, Fungi, Ascomycota, Sordariomycetes, Hypocreales, Bionectriaceae. The record is from the annotation of a GenBank genome assembly.
AUGGCUGACGAGACGUUCCCGCGGAUGCAAUCUGAUGCCGCCAAUGCGCGACCAACGGCCAAGCGGCGCAAAAUAGCUCUUGCGUGUAACUACUGCCGUGCUCGCAAGACCCGUUGCGAUGGCCGACAGCCCGCUUGCUCGACAUGUGAAAACAAAGGUGCCAGGUCAACCUGCGUGUAUGAACAGGGGACUCUGAAAACUAGGAGAUAUGUCUCGACCUUAGAGGCUAGGGUUCAGGAGUAUGAAAGAAGACGGCUGAUGGAGCCGGUCGAUGACGGGGCAGAACAAGACAUGAGGCUAGCAGCACCAAUCGCUGUUUCGAGAAGCGAUAACUCGCCAAUUUCCACUAUCCAGGGCGACUUUUCAGCAGCCGAGGGACCGAUAAUCAAGUCUCCGUGCCGCGACGCCAUAGAGACUGACGCAAUGGUUAUUGUUCCAUCUUCCGAGGGGGAUGUUACCAGCCAUCUUAGUGAGUCAUCACCUAUGGCGUUCGUUCGAUCUAUGUUGCGAACAAUCGGCAAGAAUGACUCGCCCUUGCAUGCGACAAAUACAAAGCCCAACGAUGGUUCUCGCCCUGAGAGUUCCUACCUCAGUCCGCAAUCACAGGAUGGCGAUCUGGACCCCGUGUCACUGCCGACACGAGGAGUAGCCGAUGGCUUGGUCAAGGCGUUCUGGGAAUAUCUGCACCCUCUCCUGCCUAUUCUGCACAAACCUACCUUUAUGAGGUCCUAUCGCUUGCAGUGGAUGGGCGAGGACGAAGCAUGCUCAAGUCAAUCACCAGGAAGUCAAGACGAUCCGCCGUUCCUCGCGACGUUGAACAUUGUUUUCGCCAUCAGUUGUCAGUUCAGUGACCAGAUCACAACCACCCGGAAGCGUGUCUUUGCCGAUACAUUCUACCGGCGAUCACGGAGGAUAUUCGCCGACGAAUUUUUAGACUAUCCGACGCUUGCCACCGUGCAGCUUCUCUUGCUCACUGGUGUAUAUCUCCAAUCCACUGUGCACGCAAAUCGGUGCUGGAACAUUGUAGGGUCGGCCAUCAGGACAGCACAGAGUCUGGGCCUUCGCCUUGACCGUACGGCUGGAAACAAGACCCAGUUGCAGAGGGAAAUGGAACGUAGAGUUUGGCACACUUGUGUGUUCCUGGACCGUCAGCUCGCCGUAACCUUUGGCCGGCCCACAAUGAUUUACGGCCGUUCAAAGAUUCCUCUGCCCCUGCUGAUCGACGAUGAAUACUUGCUAGAAGACGGCGAGGGUUCCCAGCCACAUCAACCUGCACAGAUGGCCAGCUUCGUCUACUCGUGCAAGCUCUUCGAUAUCCUGAACGAAAUUCUCUUGAAUUUUUACUCGGAUAAAAGCAACGAGCCUCAAGCAUCCAACCAUCCCUCUGCGCCCUACCAAGAGCUGAGUACCGUCAUGAGACUGAACAGUGCCUUAGAUGAUUUUCAGGACGCACUCCCAAGCUACCUUGUCAUCAGUCCUGAUUCAGCGAACCCUAUCACCCCUGUGCAUGACAAGAUCGCUCUUGGGGCAAAGAUUCUGUAUUCUAGGUUCCUGUAUAUCCGUAUCUUCCUGUUGCGGCCGAUUUUAUUACUGGUUGCGGAAGUCUCGACAAACCCUCCGGGUGAAAAGAAGCCCUACAAGAAUGACAGCCUCGAACAGCAGCUAGCCUUGAAGGCCUGCUCAUUAUGCAUCUCCACGGUACAAACGUUGAUCGCCCACAUUUACAAGAACAUGGACAAUGCCUUUUCCUGCGCUAUAGUACUCGUAGCUGCACGUCUUUGUCCAGCCCCCAAGUUGGAUCUCGAAACGGCUUCACUCCAGACUUCUUGGUCUCAGUGCAUCAAGAUAUUCGAGCAAUAUGUGCCACACUUCCCAUGCGCAUCCUACGUAAUACGAAUCCUUGAGAUUCUGGAACAAAGAAUGCCCCAUCUCACAGCAGAAGGAGAUGCUACUAUGCAAGGGCCUCGAAAUCCCAUGGCACCGGUAGACGAGCCCGUCUGGUCAAACUGGGCCAUGCUGGACGAUCUUCUGCAGUGUGAGCCCAUGGGCCAAACCUUUUCCGGCGACAAGUGGCCAGAGGAGAUGCUCUCGACCUUUGGCUGGGCAGAACCACUUUGA